This is a messenger RNA of Rhincodon typus (whale shark), 2889 nucleotides long. Its product is annotated as nucleotide-binding oligomerization domain-containing protein 1-like. Gene Ontology annotation, biological process: regulation of apoptotic process. The transcript has 4 exons. Bases 246 to 2558 code for a protein of 770 amino acids. Lineage: Eukaryota; Metazoa; Chordata; Chondrichthyes; Orectolobiformes; Rhincodontidae. The record is from RefSeq and is a predicted model, not a curated record.
UCUUAGGGGCAAAUAGGGAAGUAGUAGGGCAGGCACCAAUCGGCGACAGAUCAAACACGGAACUGUGAAAGUAAUAGCACUGUCGACUGCACAAAGGAUCUGCACGUUUUAAAAGUGUUUAUCUGUAUCCUACUCAUGAGGAUGAAGCUUCCCACUUCAACUUUGCCUUGAAAGUAGAAGAUCUGGCUGUUGAGGUUGAUUGAAUAUGCAAUGUUUUUCAGAGGAACAGUGUUUGACAUUUUGAGAUGCAUGAUGUGGAAUUCAAAAAUGAACUCCUGCAUCCCAGUGACCUGCUUGGCAAGGGAAGACUAUUGAAGGAUGCUUCUGCAACCAUGGAUACAGUGCUCCAGCCUGGGUUGCAUCGAGUGUCAUUAGUAGCAACACACUCAUUUACUAAGUUGCUGAAGUUGCAUCGAGAGGUCUUAGUUGGUUGUAUCAAGAACACAGAGUGUGUGCUGAAUAACCUGAUAAAACAUGAAUACAUUUCCACUGAAGAGGCUGAGAUGUCCCAACAGCAUCCUACGCAAGCAGCAAAGGUUCGAAAAAUAUUGGAUCUGGUUGAGAGCAAAGGAGAAGAAACAGCAGAGUAUUUCCUACACAUCCUGUACCAGGCCAGGGAGAUUUACACUGACCUUAGCCCAUGGCUGAAAGAAAUAGAGUAUCAACCAUCAGAAUACGUACUGGGCAAAUCAGUCAUUAUCACAGAUGCUGUCUGUCAGUACAUUCAGAAGAUUAAACAUGAUCUACGGCAGGACACAAAGUUCGUCACAUCGUACGUCCAGAAAGAAGACAUCUUACUGGAUGAUACUUACACUGAGACUCUUAUGGAACUAAUCAAUGGAGUCAAUGAAACCAAAGGAACUAUUUCCAACUUGGAGGAUUUGUUCAGUGACACAGGCAUCAUCAAUGAGGAUGCAGAGACAGUGUUUGUAACUGGUGAUGCUGGGGUUGGUAAGACCAUCCUGCUCCAGAGACUUCAGAACCUGUGGUCCAAAGGAGAGCUCUGUGCUGAUAUUAAAUUCUUCUUCAAAUUUAGAUGCCGAAUAUUCAAUAGCUUUAGAGAGGAAGAUAAAUUUUCUCUCAGAGAUUUACUGUUCAAAUACAACUGUUACCCUGACAAAGACGCUGAUGAGAUAUUUAGUUACAUCCGACAACACCCAGAGUCCGUUCUCUUCACACUGGACGGGUUUGAUGAGAUUAGUGUUGAUUGUGACCUGAGUGAUAUCCCUGAUGUCUCUUCACCCUUUGACCCCACACAUCCGGUCACUCUGUUGAUGAAUCUUCUCCGAGGAAAGUUAUUAAAAGGUUCCAAAAAAUUAUUGACAGCAAGAACUGGAACAAACCUGCCAUUGAGAAUGGUGAGAAAGAGAGUGACACUAAAGGGCUUUACAAAGGAUAAUUUACUGCAAUAUUUGAAGAAGUUCUUCAAAAACCAACCCCAUCAAACUUUGGUUUUGACCCAGCUGGAGGCAAAUCCCCAUCUGUGUAGUUUAUGUUCAGUGCCAUUGUUCUGCUGGAUUAUAUUUAAAUGCUACAAGCACUUACAGUCAGAAUGUAACUCCCAGCAAAUAUUGGAUUAUGUAACAUUGACUGACAUCUACCUGUUGAUGUUGGAGGUUUUCCUAAACCGUUCUUCCAAAACGGGGUUGAACAAAAGAAACAAAAGUCAAAGUGAGACAUUCAAAGCAAAGCAGGAUUCUCUAAUGAGUUUGGGAAAAUUGGCAAAAGAGGGAAUUGAAAGCAAUAACUUUAUCUUUAGUCAGGAGCAAAUUGCAGCAGCUGGCAUCUCAGAGGAGGAUUUACAGUUGGGUUUUGUCAAGAGUGCAGGCCACUAUGAUGGAUGUGGGAACCAAUCCACUUAUGAAUUCCUUCAUCUGACCCUCCAGUCAUUUUUCACUGCACUUUUCCUAGUUGUUAAUGAGAGAAUUAGUGCGAAGGAAAUCAUUACGUUUUUUGCAAAAUGUGAUCACUACUUGACUGGAGCUCGAGCCAGUGUUGUUUUCUUGAGAUGUUUGGGCUAUAAGUCAUGUCACAGAAAGGUCCCAUUUGAAACAAAUGAACAUCUGCAGUUCACCACACUUUUCCUCUGUGGCCUGUUGUGUAAAACUAAGAGGGACUUAUUCAAACAUUUAUCUUCCACAGGAAGUGUCCAAAGAAAGCGGUCAGCACUCAAGGCCUACCUUGCUGACUGUGUAAAGUCACACUUAAAAAAUCUUCCUCAAGCGCCAUUUGAAGAAUUUUGUAGGGUGCAAGUCUUGCCCCGAUUUGUCUGGUUGAUGCGCUACAUUUUUGAAACCCAGAGUGAAGCUGUAGCCAGUCUUGCAGCAAAGGGGAUUUGCGCGGAUUAUAUCAAGCUCACUUUCUGCAAUGCCUUCUCUGCCGACUGCAGUGCAAUUGCAAACAUAUUACGUCAUCGUAAAAAAUCAAUUGCACUUGAACUGGACAACAAUAAUAUCAAUGAUUAUGGAGUGAAGGAAUUAAUUCCUUGUUUCAAUAAACUCACGGUAGUUAGGUAUGUUUUCAAAUAUUUUCCUCCCGUUUGUCAUGAAAAUAUCUAACUCCCUGUCUCAAUGUAUUUGUGUCAUAUACAUAGAAAGGCAAGGAAGAAAGGCAUUUGAUUUAUACCUUUCAGAGUGUCCUCAAUGGUUUCAUAGCCAAUGAAGUAGUUUUGAAAUAUAGCCAUUGUUGUAAUGUAGGAAAAUGUGGCAGUUGAUUUGCACAGGUAAAAUGCCCACAAGCAAUAAUGUGCUAAUUACUAGAAAGUCUUUUAAAAUAAUGGUUGUAGGAGCCAUGACACUGAAAAGAGUUAGCCUGGUUUUCAUUAAAGCAGUGCAAUUGUAUCUUUUGUGUUCAUCUGACAGACAAAACCUUGGACAGCUCAGUAUUCUA